This is a messenger RNA of Planococcus citri (citrus mealybug), 3968 nucleotides long. RefSeq lists its product as uncharacterized. NCBI's taxonomy places the organism in Eukaryota, Metazoa, Arthropoda, Insecta, Hemiptera, Pseudococcidae. The transcript is spliced from 7 exons. Bases 283 to 2247 code for a protein of 654 amino acids. The record is from RefSeq and is a predicted model, not a curated record.
AUUUUGAAUUUCGAUAGUAUUUUGGUCGAGAAAUUCGAUGGAGAUAAUCGAUUUUCACAAAAUCGUGAUCUUGACGGUCAAAUACGUCUUUGAAAAAUCGAUAUAUCGAUUUUUAAUUUGCGAUAGUUCGUGAAAACAACCAUAGUCAUGACUAUGGUUGUUUUCACCACCGAAUUUUCGUUGUUUACAUUGAUAAGAAAGCUUCACUCAGGUUACUCGUAUUGAAAAGUCUGGUUGUUGUUAAAAGUUGUGCUUUUUUUGGGAAAUGCGUUUUAUGUAAUUAUGGAUAACAGAGAUGCAGAUAACCCAAAUCCACCGCCACCAAUGAAACCUACAAAAAAACCGCAUGCGUAUACUCUCAUUCGAGAUAAAAAAGUAAAAGGUGAACCGCACUUGAUGCAUAAAAAAGACAUCGUAAUAUCUGCCGUAAAAAUGGGCCCAGACUGCAAGUGCAAACGAUAUCAAUGUUUUCAAACAGUGCCGGAGGAAAUAAUGGAAAGGAUCUUCAAUCAAUUUUACACCCAAUUUAAAACCAAAAAUGAACAAGAUAGCCACUUGACGGGGCUGAUUUCUAUGAGACCUGUUCAAAGCAGAAGGCCCAGAGUAACAGUAAUGAACGUUCCUGUAGUUAAUAAUGUAGACGAAAUUUUGGAGGCGGCUGAUGAUAACGCGGACGACACAGCUGAACAAAUGGGAGUAAAUCCUAAUGGCGCGUAUUUCGCAUACAAAUUGCGAUUCCAGGACAGAGAAUUUCCGGUGUGCUUAAAUGCGUUUCUAAGUGUCCAUGGUGUUACUAGGGGAAGAGUUCGGCGGCUUCAGAAUUUUUUAAUCGAGAAAGGCACUUCCCCCAUGGAUAAGAGGGGUAAGCACGGAAAUUACCCUCGCCAAAUGCCAAAAUCUGUUACCAAAUUAAUCCAUCAUCACAUCGCAUCAUUACGAAAGCGGCAGUCUCAUUAUAGCCAAAGGAGUAAUCCUAAGAGAUAUUACCUUCACGAAAACCUGAAAAGUAUUACGCAAUUACAUGAACUGUUUGUACAGCUGUAUCCAGAUAAAAAUGUCACCUAUGAUGCUUAUCGUAAUAUUUUCAACACGUACAAUAUUGGUUUUGCGUUACCACGUUCUGACACCUGCGGCACGUGCGAUAAAUUUGACCAUGAGAUGAAACUAGCGGGUGAUGUAGAAGCAGUACAAGUCGAUCUUCAAGCUAGAAAAAAAGCCCAUUUGGAGUUAGUGGAGAAUUUCAGAGUUAUCAAGCGAGGUUACGCAAAAUUAGCUCAGGAGAUCGAUUCUGAAGUUACAGUAUUGACGUUCGAUUUUAUGCAAAACUUGCCCAUACCCAAUAUUCAAACCAACGAUGUCUUUUACCGGAGCCAAGUGUGGGUUUACAACUUUGGGGUCCAUAACCUCGGUGAUAACAGUAGUUCGAUGUAUGUUUUCGAUGAAAACAACGGAGCUAAAGGAAGUAAUAACGUAACAUCAAUGUUAUUUCAUGCAAUUCGAGAUCUUCCAUACAGAGAAUUGAUUCUCAUGGCUGAUAAUUGUCCUGGACAAAAUAAGAAUCGAACUAUGGUACUCUUCCUAUACAUGAUCGUUCAUUUUUUUCACAUGGUGCCACAAGUCACGAUCAUUUUUCCGGUGAGAGGUCACACCUAUCUACCAAACGAUGCCGAUUUUGCUCUAAUUAAGAAAAAAUCUGAUUGUGAAACACCGAAUGAUUGGGCUGAAGUUAUUAAGAAUGCACGUAAGAAUCCGUCACCGUUUAAUGUUAUCAGGUUUGCCUGGGAUGAUUUUAUCAACUUUAAUGAGUCAUUACAGCCGUUUUUCCUUAAAACUUCGAGACCACCCAUGCAGAUAAAGUCUGCAAAAAUGAUUUGUAUUUCUAAAGAUAUACGCGAUGUUAAAGUACGAUAUGGAUAUAAUUCGAAGUGGAGUUUUAUUGCUGUCACCCAGAAGAAUGCAAAGAUACCAAAAGAAAUCAAUUUAGUUCCGCUGUAUGAUGGACCUCUGGGAUUUACUGCCGUUAAGAUAAAAAACAUGAAACAUCUCUAUCAGUUCACGAAGAAAGGAGCUUCGUCGGUGGAAUAUUAUCAGCAAUUCUUUGAUGCGAAUCCGACAGUUGAGGCUGAAGAAGAAGAAGAAGGGAACGAGGAAGAAGUAGAAGGGAAUGACGAAGAAGACGAGUUUGAAUUAGAAGAGAUUGAGAUUGAAUUAGACGACGAUGAUAAUAGUAGUGGUGCCGAAGAUUAAAGUCACUAUUCGUAUUGUUUUGUGCUAUUAUUACGUUCUUUUCUGUAAUGCACUGUUUAUUAAUUGAAAGAUCAUUUCUUUAUUUCAAAUACUCGAUAGUCGAUAUAUUGUUUACAAUGGUGAAAUAUUUUGUUUUGUAAUCAUUUCGCUUUUUUGAAUUUACUUUAUAAAAUAAAAAAUACCGAAAUUUGCGCCGGCAGUUUUUUCAGUGAGGAAAACAACCAUAGUCAAGAAUUUUGCGUAUGAAUGCGUGUUGAUAGAAUGUUCGAUGGUGAAAACAACCAUAGUCAGGCGGAUUUUUUUUAGAUUGUAAAAUUUAUCUAUUUAACUACUUUAAAUACAUUUUCCGAGUUCAUUUUCAGAUUCCUCAGCAUCAAAUCUACAAAUAAUGUAACUUACUACAUGCAGAAAAUCCACAAUUAUUUGUGAGGAUGUUUUUUCCUUCUCCUGUAAAAUUUACUUCAAGUGACUAUGGCAGUUUUCCCCAUCGACCCUUCAUUUAAUUAAUUUGUCUUCGACAUUUUUGCGUUUAAAUAUUUCGAAAUGGUGAACUUGAACAGUUUCGGUCGCUUAGAAAGCUCGUAAAGUUUACACUUUUGUAUUUGGCAUAUCCGAGUGCAAUCCGGGUAUCCGGAUACACUUUGGAUCCGGAUUAAUGAUUCGUUUGUAUCCGGAUGCAUCCGGAUAUUCGACAUCGCUAAAAAUUAAUAGAUACGGCCAUGUUUUGUAGUUUUGUUAUAUUUAUUUACAAGUGAAUUUGAAGUGAUAAUAAUUCACUUAAUUUUGAAAAUCAGAAUGAAGACUGAAAUACUUGAAGAAGAAUAAAGCUCGAUUCAGUUAUCUGGAUUUCAAAUAUCUACUAUCCCAAAAUGCCACGAAAAAGACGUAACUACUACUGUUGAAGCAACCGAUGAAGAGAUUCCUUCGUGCAGAAAAGAUCUCGAAACACCAACGCUAACAAAUCAGCCAAAAUAGAUGAUGAUGGUACAUUUAGUCAGAAAAAGUGCUGAAAUGUUAAGCUCGGAAAAUACUCGUCUACAUUAUUGGGUCACGUUGGCGUGUUGUACAGAUCGAGUAUUACCGGAGAGGUCAUGUCGAAGGUUUUAAAUUACUUCUCGAAAGAUUGACCAGAUUUCGAACGUGAUGAAAUGAGAGCUUUAGAUUUACUGGCGAAUUACUACGUACAAGAAGCAGAAAACUGAACUAUUCUCGAAAGCUGAUCAACUUUUCAAUGCGGCCGAUGUACGAUCAAGAGCAUCUUAUGGGUCGAGCGUAUUUAUCCAUGUUGGAAGGCAAAAAGAUAGAUCAGGCUGAUGUUCAGUUUAAUUUCAAUUUAAACCAGUCUCCUAAUAAUAUACCGGCGUUAUUAGGUAAAGCUGGCAUUUUUUUCAACAAGAAGUACAAAGGAGCGUUAUUAUAAACGAGUCAAAAAAAUCUGAAAUGUCCUGUGUCCUUGGUGUUGGCCUUGGGCAUUGUUUUCUGAAACUUGGUAGUACGAUUUACUCAUAUUUUCUAAUUAUUAUUUCAGAGAUAGAAAUGAAUUAUUUCUUGUAUUUUUUGUAGGUAAUCAAACGGGGCAUGAGAAUGAAAAUUUCUUUUCAGCACGUAGCACGUACAUGCAUUAAAUCUAAAAAAAUGAAAUUGAGAAUUGUUACCAAAUACCUAAAAUCAAUUUUAAUAAUCAGUGUUUCUUUUCAAUAAUAAAAAAACAUCAAAUUGUU